Molecule: messenger RNA, 1526 nt
Organism: Bactrocera dorsalis (oriental fruit fly)
Lineage: Eukaryota; Metazoa; Arthropoda; Insecta; Diptera; Tephritidae
Product: hatching enzyme 1.2
Exons: 5
Coding region: 558-1526 (322 amino acids)
Biological process (GO): proteolysis
Molecular function (GO): zinc ion binding; metalloendopeptidase activity
Source: RefSeq, a predicted model, not a curated record
ACUUGUCAUUCUUCUAAGCGUACGCCCAAGUCAAGCGAGGCAUUUCGUAUGCAACACGCGUCCACAUUUGAUAACCUCAAAAUCCAAUUUCCACAAUUAAUAGCCGAAUGCAAAUAACCGAAGAGAAUUCAUUGAAAUCGAACAAUUCUAAAUUCACCAGCGGCGAGGCGCGCAUAAAAUGUUCGAUUGCGAUUAAUGAAGGCAGUGAAGGCAAUUCAGCCACUACUUUCGUGGCCCACGCACAUACACAUAUGUAUAUAUAUAUAUGUUUGUAUGUAUGUAUGAGCGCAAUGUCAUUGUUGUUGUGUGAAAUUGAAAAUUCAUUACUUAUUAUUAUCGAUUCGCCGAAUUGAAGCUAUAAAAGGCCAGCGGCGCACUUGUGGGCGUUUCUUUACUUUCUUCAAUGCGGUAACGCGGGCCGCUCUCCAUCGAAGUGCCACACAAUAGAUUUGUCAAUCGGCGAGGGCAGCCGUGCAGUUCGCUUUCCAACUCGCGAACUCAACCAGUGAUUUAGUACAGUUAAAAGCGCAGUUAAAAAAGUGGAAUUUAAAUAGAAAAUGCGAAAAUAUUAUUUAAUAAUUGCGUUAUUCGGCGCUUACUUCGCCACACAUCGGCGCGGGGCGCAGGCGCUGAGCGCAUUUCGGCCGGCGGUGCCGCCACCGCCACGCUGGAGUGCCAAUAUGCAAAUGCUGCGGCGUCACAACAACGCGGCCUUCGAGUUUUGGUCAGAGGAUGAUGACACGAAUCUCUGGGAGCAUUGUGGCCUUUUCGAGGGCGAUAUUAUGCUGCACCGCGAGUGGUUACGCAAUGGUUUAUUGAAGGAAAAGUUCACAUGGCCCGACGCAACGGUGCCAUUUUACAUUGACAGCAACGAUUUCAAUCAAACGCAAAUGAUGACAAUUUUGGAGGCAUUCAAAGAGUACCACGAGAAGACUUGCAUCCGAUUUCGACCUUACAAAAAAGGCGACACCAAUUGGAUAAUCAUUAAAGGCAACUACACCGGCUGCUGGUCCAGCGUGGGACGCCGACAAGGCGGGCAGGUACUUAACCUCAAUACGCCGCGCUGCGUCUCGCAUGGCGUCAUCGUGCACGAACUGCUGCACGCGCUCGGCUUCUAUCACCAGCAAAGCUCGACGGAACGCGAUGAAUACGUGAAGAUCAACUGGGAGAACAUACUGGACGGACAUGCGCACAACUUCAACAAAUACGCACGCACACACAUCACCAACUUCGGCGUGGAGUACGAUUAUCAGAGUGUCAUGCAUUACAGCUCGAAGGCGUUCACGAAGAAUGGCAAGCCGACCAUUGAACCGCUGGAUCCAUAUGCGUCCUUAGGUCAACGCAAAGGACUCUCCGAAAAGGACAUAUCGAAGCUGAAUGAAAUGUACCAGGAGGACUGCAAUGCGGAUUAUCUAUUUAGCUUUGAUCGGUUGGGCUCAUACUUAGACGAAUUGUUGGAGUAUUUUCAAAAUAGUUUAUUUAGUCGAAACCGUCCAGAGGAACGUACACAAAAUGUAAAAAAUUAA